CAAUUCAUACCCGAGCAGUAAAAUGGCCGACCGUCAACCAACUGACUUUUCAACGCUUUAAAACCAGUGUGGUCUUUUCUUCGUUUACAUUAUUCCCAUUGCAUAGUUACAAACAGCACUGUGGAGGACUCGUUUUCACAAUUAGCCGCGUCGCUGGGUACUUUUAAUGGAGUCUGUUGGAUUUCAAGUCGCCUCGAAUGCCUCAAAAUUUACAAUUUCGCACUGAAGCACUUUAGCAGUAGCUAGCUUCCUAAGCUACGUUUCAUGUAAUUCCUGGGAAAGGAGCGUCUGAAAAAGGAACAGCAGUUCAUGGAAGACAAGAAAAGGAAGAAAGAAGAUAAAAGGAAAAGGGAAACCUCACAGAAGGUUGUCGAGCAAAAAAACAAAGUGCCAGAACUGACCAAGACCCCAUCUACCCAAUCUCCUGCCAUCCCCAGCUCGGUCUCCCCCAGCCCUGGCCCUAUCUCUUCUACUACAACCUCCACUGCCACCCCGGCUGCUGGUGCCCCCCCUCAGGGUGGGAACAAUGCUAAGCGGUCGGCGGUGGCCAACGGACAGCCCUCCCCCAGUGCCCAGGCCCCACAGCGCUACAUGCCCCGUGAAGUGCCCCCUCGAUUCCGUUGCCAGCAGGACCACAAAGUGCUACUGAAGAGGGGUCAGCCACCAUUGUCCUCCAUGCUGCUGGGAGGAGGAAACAGUGGGGGAGACAGCCCCAAUGCAACCGUGGCCGCUGCCACAGAUUCCAGUUUGGUUUCUGGAGGUCCAGCUGCUUCCUCUCUGCCCCACACAUCAUCCUCUUCAUCAAUCGCUGCUUCUUCUACUACUACAAAUUAUGCAAAUUCCAUGUGGGGGGUGAGCUCUGGUAGCCAACCCCUCUCUCAGGGCAGGGAGAAGGUGAUAGUGGAUGGGUCAGAUUUGGAGGAAUGGCCUAGUAUUGCUGCUGGGGAUGGAGCCAGAACAGGAGAUAAGGGCGUUUCUGGAGGUGCAGAUGGCAAUGGAAUGCCAAACUCUAAUGCCUCAUGGGGUGAAAGGCAACAAAUGAAAGUUGUGGGAGGAAUAAAUGAAGGUGGGAAAAGUGUCAGUUCUGGUAGCCCUUCCCCACCUUCAUCGUCCUGUUCAAACAAUGAAUGUAUGCAGCCUACUAGUGUUGUUUGGGGUUCCCAGGGAGCCACAGGUGUAAAUUCAGUAGCAGCAGGAUCAUUGCCCUCUGUAUCCAAAGCCUCCCCUCUAUCAGGGACUGAGUGCUCCAUUGGUGUCAACUGUGGGUUUCCAGGUGCCAACUUUAACCCUAAUGCCAACCCCUCUGCCUGGCCAGCCCUGGUACCAGAUGGGGCUGGGGCAGCUGCAACAGAGGGUAGCUCCACUCCUCUCCAAAGCUCAACAUCAUUGUCUGCCAACAACUCUAUUUCUGUGAAUCAAGCCUCUCAUCAGCACCAACUUCACCAAAUGCAAUAUAGAGACAUAGAGCCAUCCUGUAGAGAAUGGGGUGGUACAUCACUGGAGCCAGGUGCAGGACCAAAAAACACAGCAGUGAUGGAUGGGGGUGAUGGAGACUGUGGAAGUACUGUGGGAGGGGAUCUUUGUGCAUCUUCUUCUUCGUCUUCCACCUCUUCAUCUACUUGGAGAGCUCAGCCUUUUCCUGCAAAUUCCAAAACGGGUGCCUCAAGAACUGAUGCAUGGGAGGGUGGAGCUGGGGGUAAUUCUGUCUCUGCUGAUGGGGGAAACUCAUGGGGGUUCAGUGGACAGGAUGACCGAGGAGGGCCUGUGGGUGGGAGUACAUGGGGCACUGGAACUCAGGGAGCAUGGAAUGGAGGAGUUGGUGAUUGGGGCAAUUCAAGUAGUGUUGGCAAUCCAGGUGGGGGAAAUGGAGAUGGCUCAAGCAGUAACAGCAGCACCAGUGGUGGGAGUGCUGGAAACCCUUCAGUUUCCUCCUCCACAACUUCAACUAUGACAAGAGCUUGGGACAAUCAGAAAGGGUCUGUAGAUGGAGUAACAGGAGACUCCAAUGAGUGGGGAGGACAGGGAACCAGGGGCGGAGGAGGUACCUCAUCCUCCAGUGGUGGGGGAAACUCAAGAAAUGGCAAUCAGCACCAUGGCCACAACCGCACUCCUCAGCCUCCCAAUGCUGAAGUGGCCUUACAGAAUCUGCUCAGCCGGCCUGAUCUGGACCCCAGAGUCCUGUCCAACUCAGGAUGGGGGCAGACACAGAUCCGUCAGAAUGUGGCAUGGGAUUUUGAAGGAGGAGGAACAGCAGGUGGAGCCAGAUCUGCUGCUCCAAGCCAUGUUCCACCAUUUUCUACUGUCCCUUCAACCACUGCCCCAUCCUCCUCUUCUCUACAUCCUGGUCAACCUCAGAACACCAACCUAAACUCCAAUUCAGUCCUUACACCCCAGUCUGUCUCACCUGGUGAAGGCUGGGAUAACAGUAGUAGUAGCAGCAGCAGUAGUUCCUCUCUGCCUAAUCGAGGGCCAAAGCCAGCUGCUAACAGUAUCCAAACCCCUGGUGUUUCACAAUCUGAUAAUGCAGUGGGCCAGUUAGCAGGGGGGCAGAACAAAACUUCAGGAGGCUGGGGAGAGUUAAGUCCAUCUGAGAGCCAAGGGAAAGGUUGGGGCAGUGAGGGUCAAGAUUGGAGAGAUCAGGUAACAGGGGGCAGAUCAAGUGGUUGGGGAGAUGUUAGACAACAGGGUACUCAAGUAGGAGGUGGUGAUGAGUGGGGUAAAAUACAGGAUGAGAAAGGGGCUGGAGGUUGGAAUGAAAUGAGUAAAGGUGAUGGUGGGAACUGGGGCAAGAGAAGUGGUAGUGAAUGGGCAGAGCGGGAGACCAAAGCAAGACCUGGGAAUUGGGGAGAUGCAAAGGAUAAUGGAGGUACACGCGUAGACUCAGAAGUAGGUACUUGGGGAAGCUGGGAUGAAGGCACACCAAGAAAAGCUUGGGGAGCAGGAGGUACUGACACAGCUGGAGUUGGAAGUGGGGGGGACCUAUGUAGCAAGGCUAACUCGGGUUGGGGUGGGAAUUUACACACUUCACAGAUGCCAAACAGCCAGUCGACCUCUCUGAAAGGUCAGGCACAACAGCAACAACAAUCACAGCCCCAACAGUCACAGUCACUGGACACAGGGGCCAUGCAAGGGGGCUGGGGAAGACAAGGAGGUCCUUCAGCCCCGAGCCAAAGUUCAGGGUGGACCUCAGGGCCCAUACCCCAAAUAUCCAGUGGCCCUAGCAGUUCAGAGCCAAGUGGCUGGGAAGAACCGUCUCCACAGUCUAUAAGUAGGAAAAAGGAAAUAGAUGAUGGAACAUCUGCCUGGGGUGAUCCCAAUAACUACAACUAUGUCAAUUAUUGGGACAAGAACAAUGGCUCAUCUGGUCAGACACAACCAAUGCAGACUCAGCAGCAGGGACCUCCACCUAUAGCAGGAAGAGUGCCUACAAGCCUUGGGAACAGGGACAUGAACCUCUCGCAUUCUUCCAAUAAGGGCCCCACAGUUGCUCAGUCUGGAUGGGGCAGAAGCAGCUCUCCAUCUAGUCCUUGUGUGGAUAAUGGCACUGCAGCCUGGGGAAAGCCCACUGAGACGUCCACAGGCUGGGGUGAGCCAGAUGACUCUGGGAAUGCGUCAGGUUGGGGAAAUCCCUCCAACCCAAUCAAGCCUGUAGGUUCAAAGUCUAUGCAAGAAGGAUGGGGUGAAAGAGAAGGCUCUGUCAGUGCCUCACGUCACUCUAGCUGGGAGGAAGAGGAUGAGGGCGGUGUUAUUUGGAACAGUGCUGGAUCGCAAGGCAGUAGCUCUUCAUACAACUCUGGGGGCUGGGGAGGCAAGAAGGUUAAUAAGGGCUCAGUCAAAGCUGGGGACUCUUGGAUGAACCCUAUGACUAGACAGUUUUCAAACAUGGGGCUGAUGGGAGAGGACACCAGUGGCCGUCCUUUGGAUCUAGCUCCUGGCCCUCCUCAAGAUAAAAAGAUUGAUGGAGAUAAACGAGGUAUGGGUUUGAAUGACUACAAUGGAGAAAUGCGCAAAGGAGGGCGUGGAGGUGGAGGAGGAGUAGUCUUCCGUUCACCUGGUUCCAAAGAGUUGGGGCCUGCUGAGACUGGGCCUUAUUAUGACAAGCAGACCUUGCCUUUCACCAAUCAGGAUGGGUGCCUUGGGGAGGAGGGGCCUUGUUCUCCAUACUCUCCGCCCACUGUCUUCAAGCCCUCUCCCCUCUACAACCAUCCCAAUCCCCCUAGACAAAUGGGUGGUCAUAUAUUUGGAAGCAGUGGUGGAAUGACACAGCCAAGGCACCAGCCAGGGAUAUCACCCAUUAACCCAACUGUGCGAGCGCAAGUGCCUCAUCAGUUCCUGUCACCUCAGGUGCCAGGCUCUGUGCUGAAGCAGAUGCCUCCUCCAAGUGGUGGUGUUGGAGCAGUAGGUGGAGGAGUUUUCCCUCCUCAGCUGUCUCCACAACACAUUGCCAUGCUCAGCAGCAUCUACCCCCCUCACAUCCAGUUCCAGCUGGCAUGUCAGCUGCUUCUGCAACAGCAUCCGCAGCAGCAGCAACAGCAGCAGCAGCUUUUACCGAACCAGCGAAAGUUCCCUCAGAAUGUGCGUCAACAAGCAGACCCCCAGCAGCUUGCAAGAAUUAUGGCUGUACUCCAGCAGCAGAGGCAACAGCAACAGCAGGUGGGAAAUGUAGGGGGAAGCUCAAAACUUUCACCAUCUCACCUUGGUACUGGUAGCCAAAAAAUGCCCAUGUCUGACUCGUUGUCUCACCCUGGUAUGGGAGGCUCAGUGGCUGACCUGCAUCAAAAAUCUUCGCCUACAUAUUCAGGGUUUGGUUCUGGUGUAAAUCUGUCUGGUCUUGAGUUGGGGUCCAUAGCUGGUGGUCCAAGUUUGAAAGAAAGUGGCGGACAACAGUCUCGCUUUAAAUGGAUGAUGGAGGGACAUUCGCCAGCUCCCUCUUCUGAUGAUGCACUUCACAAAAAUGGCCCUAUUACUACUUCUCUGAAGAGAGGAGGCUCCCCAUAUUCUCAGUACGAUAUAUUGGCUGCUGAAGGUUUGGGUGGCCAUCUGCAAGGGUCUUCAGACAACUGGCAGAGAACUCCUGGAAACAAAAUGGGAACCAAGACUGGAAUAUCCAGCUGGCCUCCAGAAUUCCAGCCAGGAGUGCCAUGGAAAGGCAUACAGAGUGUUGAUCCUGAAUCUGACCCCUACAUGACCCCUGGGAGUAUGCUGAGUUCAUCUGCAGUGUCAAGCCUCAGUGACACUGAGCACCAGUUGCUAAGAGAUAACACGGAAUCAAACCCCUCCCUAAACACCUUGCUGCCUUCACCUGGUGCCUGGCCCUAUAGUGCCUCAGACAGCCCCCUCAACAAUGCACAUAAUUCAGCUAAGUACACAGAGUACAAGCCAAGCUGGCCUCCUGAGCCCAUUGGACACAACAAGCCUUGGAAGACCAAUCGAAAUGCAUCUCAUCUACCCCGCCCACCUCCUGGACUGACCAAUCAGAAACAGUCCACUGUGUCCCCAUGGGCAGGAGGAGCACCAAGAUUGGGAAGGGGUUGGGGUGGAUCUGGAGGAAGCCACGAAACCAGAUAUGGAUCUGGGUCAGCAUGGAGUGAUGGCGGAGCCUCAAGGGGGAGUUGUUGGCUUUUGCUGAGUAAUCUUACUCCUCAGAUUGAUGGUUCCACCCUGCGCACUAUCUGUAUGCAGCAUGGUCCUCUCUUGACCUUUCACCUUGGUCUAACCCAGGGCAGUGCUCUGAUUCGCUACAGUACUCGCCAAGAAGCAGCCAAAGCUCAGAGUGCACUGCACAUGUGUGUUCUGGGCAACACCACAAUCCUGGCAGAGUUUGUGAGCGAGGAUGAGGUUGCUCGCUAUUUUGCACAUUCCCAGGGUGGAAGCACCAGUGGAGGUGGGCCGCCAGGAGCAGCAGGGUCAUCCAGUGUGGGUGCAGUAGGCACAGUGAGUACUGGUAGCUCUGGAGAGCGGGAAAGGGCAGGAGGAGGAAGUGCUACCACAGGAGGUGGUGGCAAUGGAGGUGGAGUUGUGCCUGCAGGUUCUAGUUGGCAGAGUUUGGAUGGUACCAGUGGCUCCCCAGAUCCGGUCUCUGUCCAGGCACCAGGCCUGAAUAUCUUUGCCCAGUGGAGCAAUGGUGCUGGUGGAAAUGGGGCAAGCAGCAAUGCAGCAGGUGUGGAGCCAGGCAGGCAAGGGCUAUGGGCUGCAAUGCCAGUAGGAUAUCCAAGCAGCAGCCUUUGGGGAUCGCCAGCUGUGGAGGAUCGGCACCAGAUGAGCAGCCCUGCAGCUCUGCUACCUGGAGACCUGCUGGGUGGUGGCUCUGACUCCCUCUGACAGACACAUUUACAUACACACAAAUACACAUACGCACUGGCAGCACACACGUCAUUAUGACAUGAGCAUACUGAAAAGCACCCAGUUGUACAUCUACAAAUAAGUAAAUGCAGGCAUAAAAGCACUCUCAACUACAGGAAUCUGGAGAAUUUACAUGUUUGUAGACGUAAAAUAAUUAGUAAAUGUGUUUGCCAGCAGAAAUAUAUUGACAAAUUUCUUAACAAGCACUCAGUUAUAUGGUACAGAUAUACACUCAAAUGUACUCUAAUGCUGAGAACCAUAGAUUAUUACCAAUACCAAUUGCAUUAAAGCGUAAGAGAGAACACUGGUUACAGAUGUACACACUGUUAAUCACAUCAGUUUCACAAAGACCGUGCUCUAUACCCUGCUCUCCAUAAUCCAAUCUCCAUUCUAAAAUCUCAGGAGCGUGAAGACGCAGCGUGUGGUGCACGGCCGUUUUUUUUUUUUUUUUUUUUUUUUUUUUUUUUUUUUUUGUAAGUAUUGCAGUGCAAAACUGCUGACUGAUCUACACAGACGCACAUGCCUACACAUCCCUCAUACGCCUUUUAUCCUUAAAUGAAGACUUUUACAGCAAGACUUGAACUGAACAAAAAAGAUGGACUAAUGGACUUAAACUCAACUGGAUGAGUUUUAAAUCUCGAGUUUGUAUAAGAUCACACUUGCAUACUGAGGCAGCAUCACUCAGGCAUGCACUGUAAUAAAAAAAAAAUACACGGACAAAUAUAUAUGCAUCAUACAAUGUUCUAUGUGAUGUUGAGCACUUGACAUAAAGGAAGAUUCAAAAUGUUACAGCUCCUAUUUACUGGCAAUGUCAAACACACUUACCCAGCCACGCAGUUCUGAUGUCUGACUGUAUCUUGUCUUUGUUUUAAAUGUGGAACAUUGGAAUCCAGAGAUGUCUCUCUCUUCCUUAAUAUGCUGACCUCGUUUUUUUUUUUUUUUUUGGGUUUUUUUCCCCCUGCUCAAUCAAGUUUGUUGUUCUGAUGACUAUGAUCACUCUGAUGUUAAUUAGCUGUAUAACGUGCCCUCUCGGCCUGUUUGUGCAUGAGAGUUGUCCUUAAUGGAAACGGUGACAUGGAGCAUUAUUAUGGUAUCACUGAAUGUGUGUCAUUGAGAGCUUAAGAAGCGUGGUGUGUGUUUGCUAAUAUAUAUGCUGGUUAAGGAGGCGACUAAAUGUAUAUGUGACAGCUUAUUUCAGGUCUGUGUGCUGGAUAAGUGUAUGCAGAUAUGUCUGUAUGCGUGAGUGUAGACAGCAAGUUCAAAAACAUUGGCACUAAUGAAUAUUUUUUUAAGUUGUGGUUUUAGCAGCCUUUUUUGUUUUAUAUAUUGUCUGAAUUGCAAUAAUAUUAAAGAGAAAAGCUUUUUUUUUUAAGAAGUAACAACCAACUGAAGGCAUUCGUACAGAGACAUGCCAAAUUUAUUGUACCAAGCUGAGCUGAAUGGAUGUUGUAGGAACACUUAAAAGUUACCGACUUGUUUAUUUUUGUGUUGUGUACCAUUUUAAAUUAAGGCAGGCUUUAUCACACCUGUUCAGGUUGUUUGUUUUCUGAUUUUACAAAGAAAAGGAAGUUAAUUUAAAAAGAACAAGACAAUUAAUAAAGGUUGAACUGAAAAGAAUUUA
Tachysurus vachellii is the source of this 7963-nucleotide messenger RNA. RefSeq names its product trinucleotide repeat containing adaptor 6Ba (gene tnrc6ba). Gene Ontology annotation, molecular function: nucleic acid binding. NCBI's taxonomy places the organism in Eukaryota, Metazoa, Chordata, Actinopteri, Siluriformes, Bagridae. Gene Ontology annotation, cellular component: P-body; nucleoplasm. Gene Ontology annotation, biological process: miRNA-mediated post-transcriptional gene silencing; positive regulation of nuclear-transcribed mRNA poly(A) tail shortening. The coding region runs from base 310 to 6321 and encodes 2003 amino acids. The record is from RefSeq and is a predicted model, not a curated record. The transcript is spliced from 22 exons.